This is a messenger RNA of Anarrhichthys ocellatus (wolf-eel), 734 nucleotides long. Its product is annotated as atrial natriuretic peptide receptor 1-like. The record is from RefSeq and is a predicted model, not a curated record. Gene Ontology annotation, biological process: signal transduction. The transcript has 3 exons. Gene Ontology annotation, molecular function: peptide hormone binding; natriuretic peptide receptor activity. Bases 110 to 544 code for a protein of 144 amino acids. Lineage: Eukaryota; Metazoa; Chordata; Actinopteri; Perciformes; Anarhichadidae.
UUUUAUCAUCAACCUGGGACUACAUCUUCUUUUCUAAGCUUUAAGUGUGGUUCUGGUUUCUUCUUCAGUGGUGUACCUCUGUUGCUCCUGGGACAUCCUCAGGAAUCUGAUGGUCCAAUUCUGGAAGGACGGGGUGGAGUUGAAGGACUACGUCUUCUUCUUCAUUGAUCUUUUUGCUGAGGGUCUGGGGGGGCGGGGCCCCGUCCGGCCGUGGUUCAGAGGAGACCAGGAAGACUUCGCCGCCCGCCACGCUUUCAGGAGUGUGAAGGUGUUAACCUACCUGGAGCCUCAGAAUCCAGAAUAUCUUCAGUUUGUUCAAACUCUGAAGAACGACGCAAAGAAAAUGUUCAACUACACGAUCAAAGACUCUCUGUAUAACCUCAUCGCUGCAGGAUUCCAUGAUGGUGUCAUGAUGUACUCUCAGGCCCUGAACGAGACACUGAGUGAUCAGAGACCAGGACCAGGAGAGGUCCGGAGGCCCAGAGGAGACGUGGUGACCAGGAGGAUGUGGAACAGAACCUUCUCAGGUGAGGACAGAUGUUAGAUCUUUAUUUCUAUUUCUAUCUGAGUCACAUGGGAACCUGCAGCUCUGUGGUCGACCAAUCACAGCGCAGAGCUGGAAGAGAACAGCCGGGAGGUAAGACCUGUCCAGGUGGUGAUUGGGGGACAUGAAACUAUAUGUUUAUGUCUGUUAGUGGACUGUAGUGGGGUGGGGGGGGGGCGUGUGGGCUGGU